AUGCUCAAAAUGAAUAAUCAAGAUAUCCACGACGUUAUAAUAAUCGGUGGUGGCGUCUGUGGCCUCGCAAUGGCAGCCAGAUUGCGGGAGCAGACUCCGUCGGCACUCUUCACCGAUGAAGAGCAUCGCCGGUUCCGCUGGAUUGGGAAACACGGCAACAAGGUAUCUCUGAAGCAGACCAAGAGUGGAAAGAUUAAGACUCGUCGUCCUAGCACUGGCCCUGGAUACAACAUGUCAGUGCUGGAUUCCACUGAUGACCAGUGGCUGGCGCGAUGGCACUACCUUUUCCACACGUACGAAAUUUCUCAUCUUCGAAGCCCGAUGCUCUGGCACGCCGAUCCUUUCGACCGCGACUCCCUACUUGCCUACACAUACGAAAACAAACGCGAGGACGAGCUAGUCGAGAUCCGAAACUGUGUUGGAAAGGAAGUCAGCAAGCACGGCCACAAGAAAGCAGCUGGUCGGCACUGUGGUGGGAAACAAACAUCGCGUGUCGCUAUAAAUGUGCGAGACAAAAACGACUAUUUCACGCCAUCUUGUGGAGUGUUCAGAGACCACUGCGCCUCAGUGACCCAGCGCUACGAUCUGGAAGCCGGUGUGUUGCAGAAAGAGGCUGUGCAAAACUUGGACUUUGGAUACGUGGAAGCUUUUCCAGACGAGCCAGAGAAGCUGUUCACAGUCACCACAGACAAGGGUGUACGCUAUGCACGUACUGUUGUCAUGGCAGUCGGCGCUGCCAACGCCCCCAAAGUGCCCGUCAUCCCAUCCAUGCCCAACGCCAACGGCCAAUACCCGCAAGCCUGCCACAGCCUCCAGAUCAAGGAAUUCCCGGAUCCCUAUCUGAAAAGCCGAAUCAAAGCCAAGCAGGCAACGAAUGUUGUUGUCGUCGGUGGUGGUCUGACGUCUGCUCAGCUCGCGGACCUCGCCAUCCGCCGCGGCGUCGCCCGAGUCUGGCACAUUAUGAGGGGACCAUGUCGCGUGAAGCUGUUUGACUUGAGCCUAGAGUGGAUGGGCAAGUAUAAGAACACGGAGCAAGCCCGCUUCUGGCUGGCUGACUCAGACGAGGAGCGCUUGGACAUCAUCAAGACGGCGCGCGGGGGCGGUAGCAUUACCCCACUCUACAACAAAAUUUUGAAGAAGCAUAUUGCUGCGGGCAAAGUCGAGCUCAUCACUAACACGAGCAUUGUCGAUGCCCGUUUCGAGCCGCGGGCGGGCCAGGACGGCGGCCAGUGGCACAUUACCACGAACCCGCCCGUGGAGCUGCCACCGAUGGACUUUAUGUACUUUGCGACCGGUAUUCAGACAGACUUUACGUCUCUACCGUAUAUGCAGACAAUUCUGCGCAAGCAUCCCGUCCAGGGGUUUGGAGGAUUCCCAUGCCUGAACGACGACUUGAUGUGGAGCGACGACGUGCCGCUGUUCAUGGUGGGCAGGCUGGCCGCGUUGCGCCUCGGCCCAGGAGCGGCGAAUAUUGGUGGUGCCAUGGUCGGCGCCGAGCGAGUGUCGUGGGCCAUUGAGGAUAUACUACGCCGAUCGCAGCCAGAGGCGGAGAGCGACAGCCCUGCCAUGGAGGAGUAUCUCAAGGGCCAUAGCAACAUGUAUAGUACUCUAGCGUGCGAGUAG
Molecule: messenger RNA, 1623 nt
Organism: Akanthomyces muscarius
Lineage: Eukaryota; Fungi; Ascomycota; Sordariomycetes; Hypocreales; Cordycipitaceae
Exons: 2
Coding region: 1-1623 (540 amino acids)
Source: RefSeq, a predicted model, not a curated record